Vollenhovia emeryi is the source of this 1423-nucleotide messenger RNA. RefSeq lists its product as uncharacterized. Lineage: Eukaryota; Metazoa; Arthropoda; Insecta; Hymenoptera; Formicidae. The transcript is spliced from 6 exons. The record is from RefSeq and is a predicted model, not a curated record. The coding region runs from base 45 to 1106 and encodes 353 amino acids.
CCGAGUUCCGGAAGGAGGCACAUAAGUCCUUCGUCCUGCCGGCGAUGCAGACAGCGCCGUCGUAUUCAGUAACAACGAUACCAAACCAACCGAACUCAACGACGCCCAUGCGACCCCGGUCCCUUUACACCGCGCACAACUAUCAUCCUCAGCCCGACGAUCUCAGUUUUCAACGAUACAGCGAGCUGUCCAAGUACUUCGAGCCCCCGGCCGAGCAGUGGAGCGGUCUGGGCGGGGCGACCGCGUACUCGGGAUCGGCGGCGAUCUGGCGGCAGGCCAGGAAGUCGCUCGGGCCUUAUUACGCGGCCGAAGAGGCCUCCAUCUAUGCGGAGAACUGGCGCGAGCACGACGCUGACGUCGGCGUCGGCGGCGCCGUCGCCACCCCCCAUGGUACCAUAUCGCUGAGGCUGCACAACAGGAUACGCGUGGAUAUGACCAUCGACCGCGCCGUCAGGGUCAUCAACUUCAAGAACAACAUUGUCCUGUCGCUGAGCGGUUCCGGAGCGGCUGCCGCCUUGCUGCAUCCCAACGGCAGGAUAUACCAGUACGGUUCCCGAGUGGAGAUUGUCGCCCACGACACGCACGGCAAUAACAAAUACGCGAAGAUGUGGUACAAGGGGGUCAGUUUCACGUCGGAGCAAUGCGCGCUUGUCUACCUCGUGGACACGGCUGGGACCAGGACCACGACGGAUUCCUUCUCGGAUAUGAGUCAGGACUUUUCGUUGAGUGUCUUUUAUUCGGGCUCUCGUCACGGACCGGCGUGUCUGCAGGAAGUCACGGCGCAUCUCAGUACAGCUCAAUACUGGCAAACCGACGAGGGUGUUGAAAAUUGGAUUAUUAACAACGUCAGAGUAUCCCAGACUCCCGAUGGCCUUGUCAGGAUUGCACGAAAUAGCAAUAAGUAUCAACUACGCACAUCGCCCAGCAAUGGUACAGCCUCGUUGACGACGCCUUUCCUGCACUGUACCGCGUCCUUGGGACAAACGUCCCAUCUGUUUGUACGUCGUGGCGAGCGUCGCAUGCACUACGACGGUACCAGCUUCAUCGUGAGAAAUGCGGGUCACAGUGCUGGCUUCGACGAUAAUAACCAGUUGAAGGUCUACUAGUUCAAGAGCUCUGUGAUAUAUAUCUCCUCGCUUAGGGUUUAUCUAUGAAUUAGCAUCGACGAAUGUGGCCAGCUUUCAUUACUAUAUGGAUUCGAGCACGUUCUGGUGCUUCAAGCAAAAAAGAAAGACAAGAUCAUCUUUCGUCGAGGUCUUAAGCCAGAGUGAAUUAGACCAUUAUUGAAGAUUUUAAUUAUGCCCGCGCUUCCAUGUUCAGAGAUUUACUCUCAAAUCUUAUUUUCCUAGAGUUUAGUAAUUUAAUUGAAUUGUCUAUCCGAUAUGCUGGUUCGACCCAGCAAAAUGUUCAAUAAAGGAUUCAA